AUGUCCCGCGCCCUCAACCCUGCCGCCCAGCCGUUCGUCUGCGCCGCGCCGGCGCCCUCGCCCUCGCCCCCGUCCCUCGCCGACCUCUCGCUCGCGGACCCGCGCGCCGCCUCCUGGGCCCGCCUCCCCGUCAAGGUCAAGGAGCGCAUCGUGCACCAUGUCCUCGCCAUUAUCGACGAGGAGGAGGCCCCACAGGGCGACUACUCGAUGUUGCCCGUCACCGUCGGCUUCUUCGCUCGCAAGGAGAUCUCGGACAAGGAGCAAAUGAUGAGCGCUGCAUCCCAGGGCUACCAGCUCAAGUGCCUCGAGUCGCUCAACCGCGAGAUGCGCAACAUCUGCUCCUCCUGGUUGUGGCGGGCCCUCCCGUUCGCCCAUUUCGACAAGGCCGCCCUCGAGCGCCUCGAGGAGGUGCUUCCGCCGCACGCCUCGCACGUCCGCAUCGUGUCCUUCGGCGGCGUCACGAUGAAGCCCUGCUGCGGCUCCCCGCUCUACAACCCGGACGCGCGAGCUCGCGACAGGGUCGCGUCGCGCGUCUUCCGCAUGUGCGACAACGUCGAGGAGGUCGCCAUGACCGAGCUCCGCCAGCAGCCCGACAGCGUCUUCCAGCUCGAGCACCUGCGCAUCGCGACGGUCGCCACGUCGUCGUACGGCGCUCGCGACUUUGCGUUCCUCCAGCGUCAGCCGCACCUCGAGUCGCUGUUCGUCCACAGCAAGGCGCCGCCGCUCGCCUCGGACUCGAUCAAGCUCGCCGAGAGCCUGUCGCGGUUCGCGCACCUCAAGAACCUGCGCAUCAAGGGCACGAGGCUCGUCAGCACGGCGUUCCUCGAGCGCGCCAUCGCCAUCCCGUCACCGCUCGAGGGCAUCGAGCUCGUGAGCGCCGAGGCCGACAUCUCGUUCGACGCACUCGCCGCCUUCCUCGUCCACUUCUCGUCGACGCUCGUCUCGCUCGACCUCAACCUCGGCAACUGGGCCUCGUCGGACCUGUGGCCCGUCGACGACGGCACGAGCCUCGAGCUGCCGCACCUGAAGACGCUCGGCGUCGGGACCGAUUUCGAGUCGGCGUUCUUCUUCCGCCUCCUGUCGCCGACCAUGCCCCUGUCCUUCUUUCGCCUCGACUUCUUCCCGUCGAUCGCGGACGACCCGAUCGCCCUCCUCGCCUUCCUGCGCGCGCAUGCCGCGACGCUCGAGCGCGUCUUCAUCAGCCUCGAGGCGAUCCAGGGCACGGACCACUGGGGCGAGUGCCACCACGGCGUCGAGCUCACUCGCGAGGCCCACGACGACAUCCGGUUCGAGUGCGAGGAGCUCGGCGUCGACUGCAUGGUCGGCUUUGACGAGCGCACCUACGGCGGCAGCGCGGCCGAGCCCGUGUGGGAUGGCGACGAGCGUCCCGACUCGCGCGGCUCGGGCGCCGAGGACGGGCUGGACGCCGAGACCGCGUCCCUGCGGGAGAAGCUCCGGUACCUCAUGCGCGUGGCGGCGGCCGAGGGGCCGGAAUCGCUCGAGCAUGUGAAGCGCAGGCUCGAGCGGACGGGUCGCGUCGUCUUUGUCGAGAACGAGAGGUUCGAGCGCGAGCGCUUCGUCCUUGAGGACGGGCGCGAUGCCGAGACGGUCGCCGAGCAGCGCAGAGCCUUCGUCGCGGCCCUCGCCAAGAGCAAGACCCUCGAGGAGCUCGCCCUCGGCACGAGCAACGUCGUCGACGACGACGACCUCGCCGCCGUCGCGUUCUCGGGCCCGCUCAAGCACCUUUCCUUCCGCGACGCGCCCGCCUUCAAGACCUUCCUCGGCAACUUCUCGACAACGCUCGAGUCGCUCGAGCUCGACGGCGCUCCCGCCACGGCGCCCGAGGACGAGUCGCACGUCGAGCCGGUCGACCUUCCCAAACUCGUCGCCCUCGAGAUCGCCACGCCGCUCACCGCGACGGUCUUCCGGCUCUUCGCCAAUGCGCCGCUGCGCGAGAUCUCGAUCGGCGAGUCGCCGCAGAUCACCGUCAAGGACCUCGUCGGCUUCCUCGAGGCGCACAAGGACACGCUCGCGAGCGUCGAUCUCGAGGAGGGAGCGGUCGCGGCAGACGACGAGGGCGAGGACGGCGAGGGCCAGGGGCCCGAGGAGCUCGUUGCGGCGUGGUGCGAGGAGCAUGGCGUCGAGUUUGCCGUCAUCGAGGCGGACGACUCGCUCGCGAGCGACAGCGAGGACGGGGACGGGGACGUCGCUCGGGCGUAG
Molecule: messenger RNA, 2220 nt
Organism: Rhodotorula graminis WP1
Lineage: Eukaryota; Fungi; Basidiomycota; Microbotryomycetes; Sporidiobolales; Sporidiobolaceae
Exons: 4
Coding region: 1-2220 (739 amino acids)
Source: RefSeq, a predicted model, not a curated record